Molecule: messenger RNA, 789 nt
Organism: Podospora anserina S mat+
Lineage: Eukaryota; Fungi; Ascomycota; Sordariomycetes; Sordariales; Podosporaceae
Exons: 1
Coding region: 1-789 (262 amino acids)
Source: RefSeq, a predicted model, not a curated record
AUGCGUCUUCUUGUCGGGACCCUGUGGCCCCUUCUGGGUGUUUUUGGAGCCAUCACCCAUGCUGCCAAUGUGAUGGAAGUUGAUCUUGUUUUCCCACGCAACGAGACAUACACGACCGAUCAGCAGAUGCCAGUCGUCUUUGCAAUCCGAAACGCCCAGCUUGGACCCCUUCUUCAGCCAUCAAUCUCAUAUCAGGUCCGGAACAUAUCCGACCUUGGCCAGUCAGGGCCCUCGAAUCAUCACCUCUUCCUCAAUGUCAGCUGGACCGAUUAUGAACCCUACUUUGCCUACACCUUCAUCAACAUGACCGCGGAAGGGGCGUUCCAAAUAUUCUGGUCCACCAGCUGGAUAUAUUGCAACCAGACCAGCGGCAGAAACAAGAUCGUCAGGGAUGAUUCCACCGAGCUUUUGCACUUCAUUGUCAAAAAGGACGCCCCGGCAACGGAUCUUGUCGCCGUUACGGCCAACGACGAGCCCUGCAAUGCUUCUCCUGGUGUUUCCAUCAACAUUUCUAACAUGACGGCCGUUCCUUCCUUCCCAGACAAGGGCUCUUGUGCUUUGAUGGACGCUUCCAACCCCGUAGGUGUCAGUUCAGACCCCUGCCGGGUAAAGAUUGAUGAGCCUACGGCCGAAAGGAUCCAGAAUAACCUUCGCGAGAGAUUGUGCAGUGCCCUCAACCCCGACCGCCCCGCUGAUUGCACGACCAAGGAUAACGCGGCGCAGUCCGGUGCUGCGGUAGGCAUAAAAUGCCUCGCUGUUGCUAUUGUCAUGGUUGGCUUCUUGGCGUAG